This is a messenger RNA of Helianthus annuus (common sunflower), 3051 nucleotides long. Its product is annotated as ubiquitin carboxyl-terminal hydrolase 8. The coding region runs from base 102 to 2786 and encodes 894 amino acids. NCBI's taxonomy places the organism in Eukaryota, Viridiplantae, Streptophyta, Magnoliopsida, Asterales, Asteraceae. Gene Ontology annotation, biological process: protein deubiquitination. The record is from RefSeq and is a predicted model, not a curated record. The transcript has 13 exons. Gene Ontology annotation, molecular function: cysteine-type deubiquitinase activity.
CAAAGAAAGUCAAAAUCCAAUCCAAAGUUCUUGAUAUUUCACCAUCACCAAACCAUCAUCAUCAAAUCUUCUUCUUCUUCUUCUGCAGCUUCUUCCUCUUCAUGAACCAUCGCUUCGCUCAAUUCUUCUUCGCUUUCUCUCUCAUCAUCAACUUUCUCUCUCUAAAACUCCUCCCAGCCUUCCGUCAAUUCCUCUCCAAAACCCUAGAUUUCCUCAAAAUGGAUUCAUUCUUCUUAUUCUCCGACUCAAUCGAUGAAGACUCACUUUACGGUACCCGUUCGAUUAAGAGUUUAUCCGACCUAGACCCCGAGAAGCUCUAUCUCGUCGAUCACAGGUGGUGGAAUGAGGCUCGUGAAUCGAUGUUUAGGGAAGUGGAAGGGGAUUUGUAUGGUACAAGUUGUGGUUUGUCUGCUGAUUUUGAAUCUGAGAUUGUGUUGGAUAUGAGGAGGUGUAAUGGAGAAGAGGAAGGGGUUUCCGGGCGCGAGUAUGCGUUGGUUUCGGAAUGGAUGUUUUAUCGGGCGCUUAAGUGGCAUUACGAUCUGAAGAACGUUCAGAACAUAGUAUCCAUAGAGGAUAAUAAGGCAGACUUGUUUUUCUUACAAGUCAGGCUUUCAAUUUCCCCAACCAACGAUUCAUUGGUAGUAAGGAUUAGCGAAAAGGACAACGAAUUUAGAGCUUUUAAUAAAUCUUGCGAGAUAUUUAGUGUCAAUAAUACUGGCUUGCUGAAGAUUUGGGAUUUUUCAGGACAAAUUACAAACUUAUUCCUACAAGGCAGAAUGCCACCUGGUAAUUCUGGAUUAGUGAAUGAUGAGAUUUCCUUGGAGUUACAAGUGUUUGGUUUAUCUCGUGAUAUUACGCACAAAGAAAAUGGGAUGGCAGUUGACUCGAAUACCGAAAGGAAUGUGAACGGUCACUCUGACAAAGUCAACCCAAAUGUCAGACUCGGUCAACAUACUAGUAGCGUUAAUGAGAGUUAUAACUUGGGGUUGACCGGAUUAUACAAUCUUGGAAACACGUGCUUUAUGAAUAGUGCAAUCCAGUGCUUGGCGCAUACUCCUCAACUUGUUGAUUAUUUUCUCGGGGACUUUAGAAAAGAUCUGAAUUUCGAAAAUCCAUUGGGCAUGAAUGGUAAGCUUGCUUUAGCAUUUGGAGACUUGAUUAGGCAAUUGUGGACACCUGGCGUUACUUCCGUGGGCCCUCGAGAUUUCAGAUCAAGACUAGUUGAUUUCGCACCACAAUUUGAUGGCUAUAAUCAACAUGAUUCUCAAGAAUUUCUUGCUUUUUUGCUGGAUGGACUUCAUGAAGAUUUAAAUCGCGUAAAAAUCAAACCAUAUAAUGAGAUAAAAGACGUGGAUGGAAUUCCAGAUAAAGAAGUAGCAAAUGAACACUGGAGAAACCAUUUAGCUCGCAACGAUUCCAUAAUAGUUGACAUGUGCCAGGGGCAGUAUCGGUCAACUUUGAUAUGUCCACUUUGCAAGAAACAUUCUGUUACAUUUGAUCCCUUUUUAUAUUUAUCUCUACCUUUACCUUCUACAACAAUGAGGGCCAUGACGUUAACCGUGUUGACCACCGACGGGUCAACUUUGCCAGUUCCGGUAACCGUCACUGUCCCAAAAUUUGGGAAGUUUAAAGAUCUUAUUCAGGCUUUGAGCACUGCGUGUUCGUUGCGAGAUGACGAAACUUUGCUUGUGGCCGAGAUUUACAACAAUUGCAUUCUUCAUUUCUUGGAUAAACCAGCGGAUUCUUUAGAGCUGGUUAGAGAUCAUGAUACGCUUGUUGCGUAUAGGCUACCGAAGGAUCAAGAUUCAUUACCGUUGGUCGUAUUUACACAUUGCCAUCUUGAAGAGUCAAACUGUCAUGGGGGUCCACCUUUAAGAAGGUUUGGCAUUCCUCUAGCAGCGAGGAUUCCGGAGCGUAGUGACGGUUUCGAGUUACAUAAGAAAUUUCUUCAAUUACUUGAUCCACUCGUCAUGCCGGAAGAAUUUUCUUCAGAUUCUUUGGAUAAUUGUUCUGUAAGCAUCGCCGAUCAAGACACCAAAAUGGAUGAUGUGGCGGAUGAUGUGGCGGAUGAUGUAGUGAUUGAGGAUGUGUCAAACAGUGAUGACGUUACGGUAAAAUCUUCAGUGGAUGAAACCUUUCACUUCUCACUGGAAAAACAAGGGAUUUCGCAAGUAAGAUCGAAGAUUGUGAUGGAUGAACCGCUAUUGAUCCCCGAAACGCGUAGAAUUUCUAUUCUUGUUUCAUGGCCCGAGGAAAUGUUGAGACGAUAUGAUACGUGUAUUUUAAACCGUUUACCGGAAACGGGUGGGCUUCCGUUAGCUGCGAACGACCCGCCAGAAUCAGUUUCUUUAUAUAAAUGUCUUGAGGCUUUUUUGAAGGAAGAACCGUUGGGACCCGAAGACAUGUGGUACUGUCCUAAAUGCAAGGAACACCGACAGGCUAGCAAAAAGUUAGAUCUGUGGAGACUGCCGGAAAUUCUGAUUAUUCAUUUGAAAAGAUUUUCAUACAACCAUUUUCUCAAGGACAAAUUGGAGACUUUUGUUGACUUUCCUAUUGUUGACUUUGACCUUUCGAAUUACACCGUUCACAAAGAUUGCCAGUCUUCUAUUCACUACAAACUGUACGCCGUAAGUAAUCAUUAUGGUGGCAUGGGUGGUGGCCACUACACCGCUUUUGCACAAUGUGGUGAGCAGUGGUAUGAGUUUAAUGAUAGCCAGGUGUUCUCCGUUAGUGAAGACCAAAUCAAGACGUCUGCAGCGUAUGUUCUGUUUUACAAGAGGGUUUGACGAAAAAAAGUCAAACAUGUGCAGGGAACUUCAUUAUGGCCCAACGGUAGAUUUGGGGCCAUUUAUACAUUACAUCUGAUGAUACAAAUAGGUUGUGAGAGGGUGGGUGGCCUGUGCUGUAAAUGUGACUUAGAUUAGACUUUAAAGUUUUUUGACAGUUGCCACCUCAACUUCACCUUCUUUUAGACUUCAUUUCAUACUGCAGGGUUUCGUCUCUUUUCUAUCUCUGUAUUCGUCUCUUUAUAUUCAUUAUUUCUUUUCUUUA